Molecule: messenger RNA, 1330 nt
Organism: Vitis vinifera (wine grape)
Lineage: Eukaryota; Viridiplantae; Streptophyta; Magnoliopsida; Vitales; Vitaceae
Product: phytochrome-interacting ankyrin-repeat protein 2
Exons: 3
Coding region: 458-982 (174 amino acids)
Molecular function (GO): protein binding
Source: RefSeq, a predicted model, not a curated record
GGAAAAACAGAAAAUCAAAAUCCCAAAACUAAGCAAACCCUUCAUCGCUGCUCCGUCUGUAUAAAACGGGGGCUUGAGCUCACCCAUCUUCUUUCUCCCAAUCCAAAUCCUCCUCCAAUCCCAUCUCCUCCCUGUGUUCUACUCUGCAAAUUAUGAUAAUCUUUUUCCCAUUCCCAUUCCCAUUCUCGAUCUUCCAUAAUCUCCGCGUCUUCGGUCCUGGCUUGAAUCCCUUCAAACCCUACUGCAUCGCCAACCACUCCUCUCGCUAAUCGCAUCUACCCAAUUGUCUCCCGUUUCAUCUUCUUCUUUCCCAGAUUUUCUUUAUCAUGUAACAACCUUGUGGCCGUCAAUCCUAUUCAAUAUAAACUAUUGGCUUCGUUUUCUCAGCGCUUUGUUGUUGUGGUGGUAGUAGGUAGUCUGUGCGUUGGAAAUUGGGGGAUUUGGUAGAGUGAGAGGGAUGUUUGAAACGAAACCGGAUUCGUUUCGUCGGAACCUGUCGAAGAAGCGCUCAUUUAGGGCUGCGGUGGGCGGGGACGACCGGGGGUGGACUCUGCUGCAUGUUGGUGCUCGGAAAGGGGAUCUCAAUGAGGUGAGGCGACUUCUUGAUGAAGGAAUGGAUGUAAACGUGGCAGCAUGCGGCCCCAAAUCGAAAGGGGUGACCCCCCUUCACCUUGCCGCUCAGGGUGGGCAUCUCAGAGUCAUGGAUGAAUUGCUUGAACGUGGUGCUAAUAUUGAUGCUAGAACUAAGGGUGCCUGUGGCUGGACCCCACUUCACAAUGCAGCCAAAGAAAGAAACAAGGAUGCCAUCAAAUUCCUGAUAGAGAAUGGGGCAUUCCUAGCUGCUGACAUCAAUGAUAACAGGUUCAACCCACCCCUCCAUUACUGCACAGGUCUUGAGUGGGCUUAUGAGGAGAUGAAACGCAUCCAACAAGAGAAUUGGAGCUCAUCAGCAGGUGAGACCUCCUACAGCUCUGAAAGCUAAAUACCAUCCCAAGUACACCACAUUGCAACCUUUGAUGCCAUGUUCAGCCCAAUAUUAUCCUCCAUUAACUAUGGAUACUAAAACCAAUUGCACGCACUAGUAGUGAUGAAGUAUGGCUUUGGAUCAAAUUUAUGUUUUGUUGUGUGUUUUGGAUGCUUGAUGAACCAAGCACAUGUUAUCCGUAAAAUGGUUGAAGCAUUUGAAUAGGAGGUCCACUAUAACUAUAAACCCUAGGUAAAUCUUUCAAAAAACCAAAAUGGUUUGUUUGAUAGGGUUGUUUCGAUGAUUGAUUUUGGAAGAUGUACUUCUACACUUGUACUUCGAUUCCAUCUAUGGUUCUCUUGUUUA